This is a messenger RNA of Chlamydomonas reinhardtii, 2726 nucleotides long. RefSeq lists its product as uncharacterized. Gene Ontology annotation, molecular function: double-stranded RNA binding; 2'-5'-oligoadenylate synthetase activity. Lineage: Eukaryota; Viridiplantae; Chlorophyta; Chlorophyceae; Chlamydomonadales; Chlamydomonadaceae. Bases 99 to 1805 code for a protein of 568 amino acids. The record is from RefSeq and is a predicted model, not a curated record. Gene Ontology annotation, biological process: regulation of ribonuclease activity. Gene Ontology annotation, cellular component: cytosol; nucleoplasm; membrane. The transcript is spliced from 13 exons.
GCGCAGAGCUGAUUAAUGCACCCGCAGCCAGCCGAAGCAGACCAGCCUCGAUUCGUCAGUCCUGAACACACAUUUGACAAUAAUUCCCCAGAACCAGAAUGCGGGCCAGCCUCCUCCAUCCGCGACAGCCGGCGGCAGCAGCGCCGCCGCCGGGCAGCUGCAAUAACCUGAGCCUGCUGAGCAGCAGCAGGGCGGCUGGCAGUAGCCAGGGCCUGAGCCUGAGGGGCGGCAGUAGCAGCAGGGUCUUGAUGAACAGCAGCAGUAGCAGGGCGGGCUGCUGGGUAGGAUUGGGGCGGUUAUUCUCGAGCCGGGUGCUGCCGGCGGAGCGCUCGCCGCGGCUUGCGGUGUACGGCUUUGCGGAGAGGGAGGGGCGGUACAACAAGCGCCCGCGCAGCGUGAAGGCGCGGGCGGCGCAGCAGGCGACCUUCAAGAUGCAGCAGAUGCUGUUGCUGGAUGACCCUCGGAUCCUCAAGGCAGACACGGUGAGCGGCAAGUCGCAAUUUGCCAAGGGCUUCAACUCCAUCCAGCAGCAGUUUGUAAAGUGGGCCGAGGAGGAUUACGCGGCCCGUGACGCGGUGAACAAGAUAAACACCACCUUGCAGCAAGUCAAGGGACUCAAGACCUCCCGCAUCAUAAAGGCGGGGAGCGUGGGCCGCGGGACACAGGUCACCCGGGCGCACGACGUCGACCUGCUUGUGCCAGUCGGCGGCGAGUGGGGCGGCCACGACCUCAGUGACCUGACCACGUGGAAGAACGAGCCGUUGUUGGAGAACGUGCGCCGCGCCGUCAAGGACGAGCUGCAGCGGGCCAACCCCGAGUGGUCCGUGUCGAUCCACAACCUCGCCCACUACGGCCGCGUGCUGCUGGUUCGGCUGGGUGACGUGGAAGUGGACCUGCUGCUGAUACCCGACUGCGUCAAGGCGUCGCCGCCGCCGAGCAACACCGAGUGGACGCGACUGCAAUACCUGGCGGUGAUGGGGCCCGUGCUGGCACACCCCGACACCGCUGUGUACGACCAGGUCCGGGAGCGCGCCGCCUCUCCCGCCUGGAUCGAGUUCAUGGCCACCAUGCCACCAUAUGCUCAAGUCAAGGAUGUGGUGUGUCUCGUCAAGGGCCUGUACAAGCUGGGCGGUGUUGCGCCCGCAGCAGCAGACGACGACGACAGACGCAUUCGCUCCAUCGCACUCGAGGUCCUGGUGGUGGCGGCUCACCAGCGGCUGCGGCAGCGUUGGGAGGCAGAGGGGCGCAGGGAGUACGGCGGCAACACCUAUAAGCUGGACCUUUUCAUCGAGUUCCUACAGCUGGUGGUGGCGGCGGUGCGGAAGCGCGAGGUGGUGAUGGUGGACGCGGCGGGGCCGUGGGGCUGCAGCCCCGAGCUGGGCAUGCGCUGCCGCCGCAACUGGGAGCACGAUGCCAUCCACAUCAUCUGCCCCUGGGACCCCACCUGCAACCUGGAGCGGGCACGUAAGGACCGCGGCCCGGCGGACUGGGACGCCCUCGCGACAAUGGCGGAGGAGCUGCUGCAGCUCCUGCAACACCGAGGCGUCGGCACAGCCACCAAAACCAAAACCACCAAGAACAAAAACACCAAAAACACAAACACAAACACAACAUUUGCCGACUUCCUGCGGCAUUCGGUGGUGGCGGCGGCGCUCGAUCGCGCGACGGGCGGCGACGGCGGUGGCGGCAGCAGGGCUGGCGGCGGCAAUGAAGGCAAUGAGGGCGGGCGCGGCGGUUGGUCCCUGUUACGGCGCAUUGCCGAUGGCGGCGGCGGCGGCGGCGGCGGCCGGGGUUGGUCCUUUUAGUAAUGGCUGGGUGUGCGAUGGGACAGUCUGAAGGCAGGUUGGGGAAGUCCCGUAGGGUGCAGCUGAUUCCGGGAUCCCAGCAGAUGGCAAACGAUUUGCAAAGGCAGCAGGGGCCUUGUAAUGAUGGGAAUGGUACGUGGUAAACCUGGCCAAGCAGCAGCAGUAAGCAAUACCGUACAACCCCCCGCCCCCAUCAUGCAUAUUGUACCGAUGGUACGUAGGUAGCGCGUGAGGGCAUUAGGAGGACGGAGGAGGCGGCGGGGGCCUGGGGGGGGAUUCGUGGUACGGUAGUCGUGGCGUGCGUGUGUGUAGUGCCGGCUGAGCCGCAAGUAGGGCGGAAUGGACACCGAGGAACGUGGGAGAGGGGCGGCGGGGUCAGCAAGGCAGCGAGGCAGGGAAGUGGGGUACGAAGGUGGGAUGAGGGGCGGGGCCGUGUGCCGCAUUGGUUGCUGUCUCCUUGCUUCGCCGGGUGCGUGCGUGUGCGAUGAGCAGGGAGGGGGAGCGGCGGAUGCCUUGACUGGCGGGUGCCUCUGCGUGCUCAUGCGUGCUGCUGCGGUGCUAGUUGCAAUAUAGGAGCGAGCAGGCGGCGAUGGAGGGGGAACUGCAGGGUAACUUGAGCGGGUGAGGCGUAACCCUCAACUAUGGUUAAGUCAAUGAGUCAGCUGCUCACAUGUGGCUGCUCAUGCGAUGUAGGAGCGAGCAGGCGGCGAUGGAGGGCCGGAGGGAGAACUGCAUGGUGGCCUGAGUGGGCGAGACGUAAAGGACUCUUGCGUCAUGUUGUUACCUUGUUGGCUCAACGAACCCAGCCCACUAGACCCCAUGUACUCUCGUCCUGCUCUUGGUCCUGAGGUGCGGAGAAGCGCACUGUUUGAGUGAGGAUGAUGGCCUUAUGACGUAUGUGUGUGAAUGUGCUCAAUGGGC